AUGCCCGUCGUGACCAACUACCUGGCGCCCGAACGGCAGGCACCCAGAACACUCACGGCGCAGGCAGAGGCGUCGUCGACGGCGGCCCUCCCACACCCCGCUCCGCUCCUCCCCAUCCCCGAAGCAAACUUCAUCCCCCUCUACGUCCUCCUCGCCCUCGUGCCCCUGACCUUUCUCGCCGUCGGCCUCUGGGCCUGCCGCCUCGAGCGCAGAGCAGCCCGCGUCCAGGCCAGCGGCGACGUCGAGCUCCAGACCCUCCGAACCUUCUGGUUCCCCUGGCGCGAGGCCGUCGAAGUCAGCCCCCCGCCACCAGCCGUCGCCGCCGAGACAGCCACGCUCGCUCCGGGAUCUGCGGCGAACCAGGGGACCCACAGCAGCGAACAGGCGGCGGCGGCGGCGGUGGCCCUCGCUGAUGGCGCAAAUCGUCUGCUCUCCCGUCUCCGCGCCGGCGAGGCAACGACGACCCUGCCCACGACCAUCAAGGACUGGCGCUCCGUCCACGCGGCGCUGCUGCCGCAUCGCUUCGGCCCGUCGCCGUUCCCGGGUCGUGGUGCUCACGGUGACGGCGGCCCGGUGAGUCCCACUAUCUCGGCGCCCUCCUUCAUCGGCUCCUCGGUGGUCUCUAUUGGCGCCGGGCCGGAUGACCUGAGGAGCAGCUGGGUCUCUGGUAGAGCUGCUGCUCCUGCUGCUGCCCCCUGCAAGGUUGUGAGGUUCGCUGGCGAAGGCUAUGAAGAAGAAGAAGACGAAGACGACGGCAAGGGCAAGGGACGGGCUGGCAUCCAGGUCACGACUCGCUCGGUCGUUGUCAGCAACCCGCAGAAUGGGGAAAUGUUCUGA
Molecule: messenger RNA, 837 nt
Organism: Verticillium alfalfae VaMs.102
Lineage: Eukaryota; Fungi; Ascomycota; Sordariomycetes; Glomerellales; Plectosphaerellaceae
Exons: 2
Coding region: 1-837 (278 amino acids)
Source: RefSeq, a predicted model, not a curated record